CAUUGCUGCAAACUGCAAUCACAUGAGAACACAUGAAACAUAAAUUAUAAUUUCUUCACAACUGUUCUGACGAGUAACUUCUGCCGAAUUUUUGUUACUUUUAUGUGUAUACGUGCCUUUUGCAUUCUGUGGGGUAAUGGAAUAUUUUGGAACUGAAACUGUCCAGGAACAGUAAAGUAAGGACAUUUGAAGACACGCAUGCGCGAACCAUUUCUUGAUAUUUCCUCACGUGCAGAUUCUCGUUCAGUGUGUCAAAUCCACGCUCAAAGAAGUCUGUGCUCAACAUUACAAGGUCUCUCACAUAAAUGGCUUUCAGGAAAUUCCUUCCCAUGUUUGACCGGGUGCUGGUGGAGCGUCUGGCUGCAGAGACUAUGUCGAAGGGGGGCAUCAUGUUGCCAGAGAAGGCCCAAGGCAAGGUUCUGCAGGCCACAGUGGUGGCAGUGGGACCAGGCUCCACAAACCAGGAUUUCUACAAUUGGCCAGAUGAAUCCUUUGAGGAAAUGGACAGCACUCUGGCUGUACAACAGUACAUUCAGCAGAACAUCCGGGCAGACUGCUCUAACAUCGAUAAGAUCCUGGAGCCUCCAGAGGGACAGGACGAGGGAGUGUGGAAGUACGAGCACCUCAGGCAAUUCUGUCUGGAGCUGAAUGGACUAGCUGUGAAACUGCAGAGUGAGUGCCACCCAGACACCUGCACGCAGAUGACUGCCACAGAGCAGUGGAUCUUCCUAUGUGCUGCACACAAGACCCCCAAAGAGUGUCCUGCCAUUGACUACACUAGGCACACGCUGGACGGAGCUGCCUGUCUUCUCAACAGCAACAAGUAUUUCCCCAGCCGUGUGAGCAUCAAGGAGUCCUCUGUAGCCAAGCUGGGCUCUGUGUGUCGCCGUAUCUAUAGGAUAUUCUCUCAUGCCUAUUUCCACCAUCGCCAGAUAUUCGACAAGUAUGAGAAUGAGACGUUCCUGUGCCAUCGGUUCACGCGCUUCGUGAUGAAGUACAACCUGAUGUCCAAGGACAACCUGAUCGUUCCUAUCCUGGAAGAGGAGGUCCAGAACGCUUCAGCCGGGGAGAGCGAGGCCUGAGAAGAGAGCUGCACACAGGAGACCAGACGUGGGUUCAAAUACUAGUAUUCAAAUACUGCUUGAUUGAGCUUGCCUGUUGCAAUGGAACCAAGAGAAGAGUCCCACAUGUGCAAAUCCCACCCAUCUGGCACUCUAGGCAGGCUAAAGCAAAUGCUCAAAGUAUUUGAAAGAUUUCAAAUAGUAUUUGAACCAAUGAUUUUUAUAUACACUAGACUGACAGGGGGUGCUGUUUUGAAGCCACCGCGCCUCCCAUCAUGGCACCAUUGUAAAAAAAAAUGUCUACAAUUGUUUUUGCCACAUUUACUCUAGACAGCUACAUGCAUAAUUUGUAAUUGUGUGAGCUAAAUGUAAUUUUUUUUUUUAAAUGUAAAUGUCCUUAAAAGUACUAAUGUUACUGGCCCCGCUACAACAACAAACAAUACUUAAAUGUAAUUUUGUCCUUGAAACAUUCAAGUGGAAUUCCUUUAAUUCCUAUGGAGGACUGCCAAUAUGGCCGAACGGUGGCUUCAAAGCCUCUCAUUAGCCAAUGCAUAGCAUCAGCAAUCCAGAGUUUAUAUACUUCAUUGAUUUGAACCCAGGUCUGAAACAGCUACACACUACAGACAGGCUCUCACUACUCUGUGGGGAAUUUUGCUUUAACAUUUUGAGCACCUGGAUUUGCUAAACCUACAUAAAACCAUAAUGUGUUGAUGACAAAGGCACACACUCAUGGGCUCCCUGUAUAUAACCCCUGCUCUCCCAUGUCCCUCCAUCUCUACUAUCAUUUUUUUCCUGGUGCUUUACAUUUGCAUUCUCUCUGUUGCCUUUGUUCUUUCUCGCUGAAUUGUAAAUGGACCCCUAGCCACUCCUGUAGAUCUGAGAGGAUUGGUGGGAAAAAUAUGCAGACAUUUCCAUGCAGCCCAUUGGAAGGCAAGAUGAAGCUAUGACCAUAAUAAUGUUUCCAAUCUGCUCAAAUGUACAGCUGUGCGUAGGGUUUAGAGGCUAUGGAUCCAUUUGUGGUUCAGAAUCUCUGCUUUUGUUGCUCUGAGUACAUACCUCCACCAUUUACCCUCCCCCUCAUCAUUAAGUUAUUUUGUGAGUGGAGUCUUGUCUAUCUGCCCCACUUUUUAAUUUUCCUUUUUUAAUGAACUGAAUUUUGUUACAUUUUCAUGUCUGUUAAUAAAAAAAGACUGUUACCCAA
Molecule: messenger RNA, 2262 nt
Organism: Salvelinus fontinalis (brook trout)
Lineage: Eukaryota; Metazoa; Chordata; Actinopteri; Salmoniformes; Salmonidae
Product: MOB-like protein phocein
Exons: 8
Coding region: 306-1082 (258 amino acids)
Biological process (GO): protein folding
Cellular component (GO): cytoplasm
Molecular function (GO): protein folding chaperone; ATP binding
Source: RefSeq, a predicted model, not a curated record